AUGAAGAGGAAAGCCAUUACAUCAACUUUUCAAGGAAUGGAGAGACGGCUCACAAGGCUGCAAGCCAAGGCCACUGCUUCUUCUUCAACUAAGGAACAACUCCUUUUAGGGACAAGCAUGAGGCUAAGGGCGUGUUCUUUAUCUUCUAUGAUGCAUAAGCCUGGUUACUAUGUGUGGAGGCUAGCACAAAUGGAUUCUCUGUCCUCCAAGUCUCCUAGUCAAAUUGCAAACUUAGUCCCCAAUCAAUGUGUAUCCUUGCCAUCAUCAAAAGGGUUCAAAGAAACAGAAAAUGCCAAUAUCCCAGAGUUGGAAAAAUCAGGGAAUGAAUCAAUCCCUACCCUGAAGGGUAGAAGUUGCCUUCAAGAAUCAGACCAGAAUUCAUCUUCUAGCACCUCAGCAGGACUUCGUCUACAAUUGGUGUUAUCUCCAGCUCAAGUUGAUUCACCUACUGCCCCCUCUGGAUAUGUACAAUCGCAUGCAAUUGUUGGUGAUAAGACUAAAGAAUACAAUAACAUCCGGAUAGCAGAGACAUCUAUAGAAAACAAUUCAGCAUCUGAGGGUACUUUCAACACAGAAAACUUCAACUCAAAGCUUGUGGGUCAAAAUCAAGGCAGAGAGGAAUCUGACCGUGAUGCUCUUGCCCUAGUAACUGCCAAGAACAUUAGUGGAGUCACUGUAGAAACUAUUACUUCUAACACUACCUCAGGUAGACAAGUAGCCCCAGAGGAAGCCAGAGUCAUAUCAAAUGUUGUCUUGGAAAUUGCCAAGGAAGUUAACAGUUGUAAGACAACUGAUGAACAUCUAAGACCAACUUACAGUAUUGGCCUGUCUGAAAUGGCUAAUAUGUUUGCUGCUGAUGAUUCCAAUCAAGAUGAGGUCCAGUCGUUUUUGUUUGAUCCUGCCUUGAUCUCAGUUCAGGGAUAUAGAGUGAAGGAAGCAUCUGCUACCAUUCUUAGAAAUGUAAUGAAGAAGCAUGGAGACAUAGCUAGGAAUUGCUUUGUGGAAACAGUGGAGAGUCGCUCUUUUUUCUUGGAGAAGGUAUGUGAAAUCAUACAAACAUUGCAAACAACAAAAUUUGUAAACAUUACACAAACUGAAGUCGAGAAAAUGCUUGCCCUUGUUGGCGACCUCGGGAGAGUGAAUCUGGGCGUUGGCUGGCUCCAAAAAAGGUUAGAGGAGAUUUUGGAGGUGAUAAAGCUGAUAAAGCAGUCUUCGCAAUUGAAGGAAAGCAGGGGAAGAAAUGCUCAAAUCAUUCAGGAAUCGAAGAGGGCAUUGAAAAGCUACGAAGCUAGGAUACUGGUACAUGAGGCUGAGAUAGAAGCACUUAAAGAAAAAGCCAGUUUGGAGAAAGAGAAAAUGAAUGCAGCACAGGUCGAGGACAGAAUUAUCACACAAAGAGUCUCAAAUUUGAAGCCCAAAGUGAAGCUCUUUAUUAAAGAAUCAUUUGUUCAUGACCUGCAAUGA
This is a messenger RNA of Durio zibethinus, 1464 nucleotides long. Lineage: Eukaryota; Viridiplantae; Streptophyta; Magnoliopsida; Malvales; Malvaceae. The record is from RefSeq and is a predicted model, not a curated record.